Molecule: messenger RNA, 1382 nt
Organism: Alosa sapidissima (American shad)
Lineage: Eukaryota; Metazoa; Chordata; Actinopteri; Clupeiformes; Clupeidae
Product: glutathione-specific gamma-glutamylcyclotransferase 1-like
Exons: 3
Coding region: 451-1059 (202 amino acids)
Biological process (GO): glutathione catabolic process
Cellular component (GO): cytoplasm
Molecular function (GO): glutathione specific gamma-glutamylcyclotransferase activity; gamma-glutamylcyclotransferase activity
Source: RefSeq, a predicted model, not a curated record
CUUCAGUCAUUAUCACUUAAGGGAAGUAACCACGCCGUGGUAGGAAGAUUCAAGCCAGUAAAACUAUCUUUCUGCAGUGUUGCAGGUUUUUUUUGAUAGACAUUAUACAGUUGAUGGUUUAGCGAACGAGAUCGAAGAAAUAGGGUUGUUUACAGACGUUUUAUUUCGUUUUGACUUGAAAUUCAGUUAGAAACAUGUCUUUUUAAUACAGCAUGGAGCAACUAUAAGCGUCGGCAUGCACAGUGCAAGGCAAAAAGUAAACUAUUCCAUCUUUACAACUGCUAAGCAGUUGGGCUCUAAUACCGUCCGCGGUAUUGCGGUGAGCCAACCAAUACCUCUUCUUCUCGAUCGAAGGAAACAAAAACUGGCAAGUUAACCUGCCAUCUAAGUGUUCUGUUUAAGUCUUUUUUUCGGAACCCGUCACCCCUCGCCAAAGCUAGAUAAUCCGCCAUGAAACCCCAAGACAUCUUAUUGGGAAAAAACAGCCUAUGGAUCUUCGGAUAUGGUUCGUUAGUCUGGAAGCCAGACUUCAAGUACAAAAAAAGCAAGGUCGGAUACAUCAGGGGCUACAAAAGACGUUUCUGGCAUGGAGACAACUUCCAUCGAGGAGACGAUGAAAUGCCCGGAAGAGUUGUGACGCUAAUCGAAGAUGAUGACGCGUGCACAUGGGGCACAGCUUUUGAGGUCAUUGGCACACAAAUGGAGGAGUGUCUGAAGUACCUGAACAUGAGGGAGUCUGUGCGGGGCGGGUACAUUACCAAGUUGGUGGAAUUUUUCCCUCAUGGCCAAAAUCAAUUACCUGUUCCAGCUGUGGUUUACAUUGCCACCCCUGAAAAUCCAAUGUACCUGGGACCAGCAAGUCCAGAGGAAAUUGCAGCCCAGAUAAUUGUUUGCAAAGGCAACUCGGGGCACAACAUCGAGUACCUGCUUCGCCUGGCCGAGUUCAUGAGGAUCACCUGUCCAGAUGUAGAGGACACCCAUCUGUUCUCUAUAGAGGCAGCUGCCCUAACCCUUGUGCCUAUAUUAUUGGCAUCCAAAAAGUCUGUAUCUGUUCUGUAAGCUUAAAUGCUGUGGCUGUUCAACACUUGUAAAUCCGUUCUGUGUAGGGUGUGUGUAAUAUGACUUGGUGCUUGUAUGUACCCUGUGUGCGCUUUUCCAUCGGAGAACACAAAGGGAGAACAAAGGGAAGUCUUUGAUGUUGUGUAUUAAAUAAGAGCUGCAGGUGUAUGCCACUGCUGUUGUGUGGAUCUGAUUAAGGAAUGUUUAACUUGGUCAAAACUGGUCCUGUGAACUUUUUUUUUUUUUUUUCAUUAUUAGUUGAAAAGAAACUAUUGCUCAGUAAAACACUUGUGCAGCCAAAAUAAAAAUUAAGGCAUGAAUUA